Messenger RNA from Jaculus jaculus (lesser Egyptian jerboa), 1318 nucleotides. RefSeq names its product decreased expression in renal and prostate cancer protein-like. The record is from RefSeq and is a predicted model, not a curated record. The transcript has 12 exons. NCBI's taxonomy places the organism in Eukaryota, Metazoa, Chordata, Mammalia, Rodentia, Dipodidae. Bases 1 to 759 code for a protein of 252 amino acids.
AUGGCCAUGGCCCAGCUCUGGGCUUCCCUCCCCUCACUAAUAUCCCCCGUGCACUGUACCCCUAGGAUCUGGGGAUGGGAACAGGCGGGAGCGCAGCCAGGGUAUAGAAAUGGGCUGGCAGCUGGAGCCUUCCUGGGCCAAGGGCCUCAGCCAGGGUACCUGCCAGGAAACAGGCUGGGACUCCCAUCAGGAUACAAUGGAAAUGGGUUAGCAGUCCAGCCAGGUCCCUGCAAUGGGAGGGUUGGUCCAACGCUUCUCCCCAGGUCUCCCACUCCAGGGACCCCUUCAGAUAAAGGGGUUGGCUGGGGCCCGAAAUCCCAACCCCCGCCCCCAGUGCAGAACGGCAAGUCCCCAGCCCCGACCCCUGCCAUCCAGUGGGGACUGAAGUCUCAGAAAGCAGGUUCCCAGCCCUCCAAUGGCCAUGGACCUGGACCAGAACUGGGCUUUGCUGGUGGCCUUGAGCUGCAAAAAGUUGGUUUCGGUUUUGGGAAUGGAGUUCUGGGAGCUGGGAUCUUCCCGGACGAGGCCCACCUGCAGCCAGGUCUGACAGGAACCCUGCAGGGCUCCCCAUGGCUGGACUUCCAGCCCCAGGGAACUGGCAUGAAGCCAGGCUACAGAUACGCGGGUCUUAGAAGCCAGCCAGGGGGCCCUGGGCUGAAGACAGACCCCAGGGGCCAGCUGGGAAAUGGUUAUGAAGGUGAGAAGAGCCAUGGUGGCCCACACUGCCCCAGGGGCCUCAACUGCCACCCCUCCAGCUGAGGAAUCAGGCACUUGGACUGCUGAGGGAUGACCAGAGACCUUGCCAGUACCCAACCCUUCCAAGUCCCCAUUCUGCCUCUUCCUAGACCACUGCCUUCCAGGGAAGUGCUGAGCACCAGAGCCUGUGUCCUGGCCAUCCUCAGUGCGUCUGCACCACAGCCUGGCCCGAAGGAUGUGGAAGACGAGACCUUGAGUUUUGCCUGUGGUGCCGCUUGGCCUGGGAUCUCCAACCAGCUGAAUUAUGAAUAAAUGCCACAUGCUCCCCAGUUCGCCUCUGUGUGCCAUGAGGAGUGGGAUGAAGGCGGCAGGGGUUGGCAGCCACAGCCCAGCUCCUCAGUUGUUCCUUCACUUACUUGUCCAAUGCUUAUGAGGUUCCAUGCCAGGGUCUGUGCUCCAGGCAGGAGACACCGUGACAAUAAACCAGAGUCGACACUUGCCCUGGGGAGGGGAGUCACUUGGGCCCAGUCUAGGGGGCUUGUGGCUGGGCUACUUAGCUCAAUAGUAGAGCACAUACUUGCAAAGCUCAAUGUGGUAGGUCACACCUAUAACCCAGCACUUG